Molecule: messenger RNA, 1050 nt
Organism: Ilex paraguariensis (yerba mate)
Lineage: Eukaryota; Viridiplantae; Streptophyta; Magnoliopsida; Aquifoliales; Aquifoliaceae
Source: the annotation of a GenBank genome assembly
AUGGCAUCGAUUAGAUUAGAUGCAUCAAAGCAAUACUAUGCAACAAGCAGUCUUGUAGUGGGUUAUGCUCUGUGUUCGAGCUUGUUAGCAGUGAUAAACAAGUUUGCCAUUACCAAAUUUAAUUACCCUGGUCUUCUCACUGCACUACAGUACCUGACUUCAGCUCUAGGUGUUUGGGUUUUGGGCAAAGUAGGGUGUUUACACCAUGAUCCAUUCACAUUUGAAACUGCCAAGAAAUUCUUGCCCGCUGCCUUUGUUUUUUACCUAGCAAUCUUCACAAAUACCAAUCUUUUGCGUCACGCCAAUGUGGAUACAUUUAUAGUGUUCAGAUCAUUGACACCUUUAUUGGUUGCCAUUGCCGAUACUGCAUUCAGAAAGCAACCAUGUCCAUCCAAGUUUACGUUUUCGUCAUUGUUGAUUAUAUUGGGUGGGGCUGUUGGUUAUGUUGCCACUGAUUCAGGGUUUACACUGACUGCUUAUUCGUGGGCAUUUGCUUAUUUGGUGACAAUUACUACUGAGAUGGUUUAUAUUAAGCAUAUGGUGACCAAUCUUGGGUUGAAUACUUGGGGUUUUGUUUAUUACAACAAUUUGUUGUCGUUGAUGAUGGCUCCGGUUUUUUGGAUAAUUACGGGAGAGUAUGUUGAUGUGUUUUCUGCCGUGGGAUCAAGUUCCGGGAAUUUGUUUAACGUUGUUGCAUUCAUGGCAGUGUCAUUGUCUUGUGUGUUUGGGUUGCUUAUAAGUUUCUUUGGGUUUGCGGCGAGGAAGGCAAUCUCUGCCACUGCAUUUACAGUGACUGGUGUGGUUAAUAAAUUUUUGACGGUUGCAAUCAACGUGUUGAUUUGGGAUAAACAUGCUAGUCCUUUUGGUUUGGUUUGUCUUCUCUUAACGAUUGCGGGAGGUGUUCUUUAUCAGCAAUCGGUUACUGGAGGUGGCAAUCCUUCCCCACAGCGCGACACAGCAGCUAAGCAGUUGGACAGUAAAAUUGAUGACGAUGAGUAUGCAGAUGAGGAUGAAGAAAAGGGCAUAUCUGGUAAAAUUUCUGGUGUAUGA